This is a messenger RNA of Pochonia chlamydosporia 170, 303 nucleotides long. RefSeq lists its product as hypothetical. The coding region runs from base 1 to 303 and encodes 100 amino acids. The record is from RefSeq and is a predicted model, not a curated record. Lineage: Eukaryota; Fungi; Ascomycota; Sordariomycetes; Hypocreales; Clavicipitaceae. The transcript has 4 exons.
AUGCAGCCAACUUUUGUUACAUUCUCACUCGUGUUGUUGGGUGCGGCUAACGCCCAGCUCCAGCGGGCAUCUUAUUGGUCAACAGCAGAUAGAAACGGAACCAAAACAAUCAUUGGCGAUGGGUUCCGUUGCUAUGCGAUGCAAGGGAAGGUGAAGCACGUCGAAACCGAGAAGAUGGUCCAGGCGAUAUUUUACGAUCGCGCCGGCUGCACUGGGGCUCAUUCAAUCCAAACUUGGGGCACAACCACACUUGACGAGACCUUCUCUUUUCAGUCUGUCGAACUCUCGAAGUACGAAAGAUGA